AUGGAAGCAGAAAACCACACUGAACUAUCAGAGUUUCUCCCCAUCAGCUUCUCAGAGAAUUCUGAACUGAAGCCCUUACUUUUGGGAUUAUUCUUGUCAGUGUCCCUGGUCACAGUACAUGGGAACCUGCUCAUCAUUCUGGCCAUCAUCUCAGACUCCCAUCUCCACACACCCAUGUACUUCUUCCUCUCCAACCUGUCCUUUAUUGACAUCUGUUUCAUCUCCACCAUCACCCCCCAAAUGCUGGUGAACAUCCAAGAACAGAGCAAAGACAUCUUCUACAUAGAGUGCCUUGCCCAGAUGUAUUUUUUAAUGAUUUUUGCUGGAGUGGAUAAUUUCUUACUGACUAUAAUGGCAUAUGACUGCUUUGUGGCCAUCUGUCACCCCCUGCAUUAUACGGUCACCAUGACCUCCCACCUCUGUGCCUUGUUGUUUCUGAUGUCUUGGUUCAUCAUUUGCUGGGCCUCCCUUCUUCAAAUUCUACUGAUGAAGAGGCUGACCUUCUCUACAGGUACAGAGAUUCUGCAUUUCUUCUGCAACCUGUCUCAGUUUCUCAAGGUGGCCUGCUCUGAUACCCUCAUUAAUAACAUCUUCUUGUAUGUUGCAGCUGCACUGCUGUGGGUGUUUCCUGUCAUUGGGAUCCUCUUCUCUUACUAUCAUAUAGUCUCCUCUUUAAUGAAGAUGUUCUCCAUUGCAGGCAAGUAUAAAGCAUUUUACACCUGUGGGUCUCAACUCUCUAUGGUCUCCUUGUACUAUGGGACAAGCCUUGGGGACUAUGUCAGUUCUGUUUUGAACCAUUCUUCUCAGAGAAGCUUAAUCACCUCAGUGAUGUACACUGUGGUCACCCCCAUGGUGAACCCCUUCCUGUACAACCUGAGGAACAAGGUUGUGAUGCGAGCCCUGGGAAGACUUUUCAGCAGAGCAGCCUGUUGUCCAUGA
Molecule: messenger RNA, 939 nt
Organism: Cynocephalus volans (Philippine flying lemur)
Lineage: Eukaryota; Metazoa; Chordata; Mammalia; Dermoptera; Cynocephalidae
Product: olfactory receptor 7D4-like
Exons: 1
Coding region: 1-939 (312 amino acids)
Biological process (GO): G protein-coupled receptor signaling pathway
Cellular component (GO): plasma membrane
Molecular function (GO): G protein-coupled receptor activity; olfactory receptor activity
Source: RefSeq, a predicted model, not a curated record